AUGGCCUUCUUUCUCUCUUCUUCUUCUACCUUCGUUCAUCCCCAACUCCAGCCUAUUGUAGCCAAAAUGACUCUCCUUGACACCUUGUUGUUCUAUGUUAUUCAUUUUGUGGACAAGCUGGGAAUAUGGCACAGACUACCAGUUUUGAUGGGACUUGCUUACUUGGGUAUCAGAAGGCACUUGCACCAGCGUUACAAUCUUUCGCAUGUAGGAAGAAUCAACGGUCAGAAAUACGAUACCGAAAGACUGUCCUAUCGAACGGCUGAUGGGACAUGCAAUCACCCUCAUGAUCAUUUGGUCGGGAGCCAAGGAACCUGUUUCGGUCGCAACAUGCCUCCCUCAACCUCACCCUAUGGGUUGCUGGAGCCUCACCCUGCAAUUGUAGCCUCCAAGCUUUUGGCCAGGAAGAAAUUCGUAGACAAUGGGAAGCAGUUCAACAUGAUAGCCUGUUCAUGGAUACAAUUCAUGAUUCAUGAUUGGGUUGAUCAUUUGGAGGACACUGAGCAGGUGGAAAUUAAAGCUCCUGAAGAAAUUGCAACAGGGUGCCCUCUGAAAUCAUUCAAGUUUUAUAAGACCAAGAAAGUUCCCACGGCUUCAACUUCUUCAGACUCGGAUUGCUUGAAUGCAAGGACUCCCUGGUGGGAUGGGAGUGUAAUUUAUGGGAAUAACAUGGAGGGCAUGCAAAGAGUAAGGACAUUCAAAGAUGGAAAGUUGAAGAUCUCAGGAGACGGCCUUCUAGAGCACGAUGAGAAUGGCAUUCCUAUCUCCGGCGAUGUUCGAAAUUGCUGGGCUGGCUUCUCCCUCCUGCAAGCAUUAUUUGUCAAAGAACAUAAUGCUGUAUGUGAUAUGCUAAAAGUACAUUACCCUGAUUUGGAUGAUGAGAAGCUGUACAGGCAUGCAAGACUGGUCACUUCAGCUGUCAUUGCUAAAAUCCACACAAUUGAUUGGACUGUAGAGCUCUUAAAGACUGAUACUCUUCUGGCAGGGAUGAGGAUCAACUGGUAUGGAUUUCUGGGGAAGAGAUUUAAAGAUUUACAUGGACAUAUUUUAGGACCAAUACUUAGUGGAUUGGUUGGCCUAAAGAAGCCGAGAGAUCAUGGAGUUCCCUAUUCGCUGACCGAAGAGUUUGUAAGUGUGUACAGAAUGCAUGCCCUGCUACCAGAUAAACUCAUCCUUAGGGACAUUGAGUCAACAGCUUCAGAAGACAAAUGUCCUCCAAUACUAGAAGAGGUACUUAUGAGAGAUAUGGCGGGUAAGGAGGGAGAACGAAGACUGUCGACAAUUGGAAUGGAGCAGAUGCUCGUAUCGAUGGGUCACCAGGCAUGUGGAGCUGUCACAUUAUGGAAUUAUCCAUCAUGGAUGAGGAACCUCAUUGCACAUGAUGUUAAUGGAGAAGAUAGAGCCGAUCCAGUUGAUAUGGCUGCAUUAGAAAUUUAUAGAGACAGAGAGAGAGGAGUUGCCCGGUACAACGAGUUCAGAAGGAACCUGCUGAUGAUUCCUAUUAACAAGUGGGAAGAUUUGACGGAUGACAAAGAAGUUGUUGAGGCUCUGAAGGAGGUGUAUGGAGAUGAUGUUGAGAAGCUUGAUUUGCAAGUGGGUCUACAUGCAGAGAAGAAGAUAAAGGGCUUUGCCAUUAGUGAGACAGCUUUCUUCAUCUUUCUACUUAUUGCAUCAAGGAGGCUAGAAGCUGAUCGUUUCUUCACAACCAAUUUCAACUCCAAAACAUACACAGAGAAAGGCCUUGAAUGGGUUAACAAGACAGAGACUUUGAAGGAUGUGAUUGAUAGGCAUUUCCCUGAUAUGACAAGAAGAUGGAUGAAGUGUUCAAGUGCUUUUUCAGUAUGGGAUUGGGAGCCAAACCCAGAAAGCUAUGUACCCUUAUAUUUGAGACCAGCUCCAUAA
This is a messenger RNA of Prunus armeniaca (apricot), 1902 nucleotides long. NCBI's taxonomy places the organism in Eukaryota, Viridiplantae, Streptophyta, Magnoliopsida, Rosales, Rosaceae. The record is from the annotation of a GenBank genome assembly.